This is a messenger RNA of Purpureocillium takamizusanense, 2336 nucleotides long. RefSeq lists its product as uncharacterized. Gene Ontology annotation, biological process: fungal-type cell wall organization; carbohydrate metabolic process. Gene Ontology annotation, molecular function: glycosyltransferase activity; hydrolase activity, hydrolyzing O-glycosyl compounds. The coding region runs from base 488 to 1702 and encodes 404 amino acids. The record is from RefSeq and is a predicted model, not a curated record. Lineage: Eukaryota; Fungi; Ascomycota; Sordariomycetes; Hypocreales; Ophiocordycipitaceae. The transcript has 3 exons. Gene Ontology annotation, cellular component: fungal-type cell wall.
CCUUUGUCCAGCUCGCCGACGCAUCCAUGGAUCCACCCGGCCUCAGGGCGUUGCUCUGCCCUGCGCCCCCCGGCGACGACGACGGCGGCGACGGCGGCGGCGGCGGCUCUGCGGCUGUCUUCCAUCCAGUCAUCCCCCCCUUCACAGGCAGGCAGGCAGCCGACUGACCAGACCGUGUGUACAAUAAAACACCCCGUCUCAGCCAUCGCUCGCCUAUCUCGCUCUCCUCCUCCUCCUCCUCCUCCUCCUCCCCCCCUUCCACACACCUCUGGUCCUGUCGUUUCUUCUCUUACCGUCGGCCCUCCCUCGAAAACCGCGCCUCGUCUCUUUGUCUCUCGCUAAAUCAGUUGCAUCGUUCUCGUUCGAUCCGAGUCCCGAUUCCCUUCUGCGCCCGCUCGCUCGCUCAAAAGGGCACCGCUUCAGCCUCUCUGAAUCCACGUCCCGAUACUCUUUCGAUACCUUGUUGCGUCUCGUCCCCUCAGCAAACAUGAUGUCCAAGGCCUUUUCCGUGGCCACGGUGGCCCUCGCCGCCUCUUCUCUCGUCUCCGCCCAGACGUUUACCACCUGCAACCCGUUGAAGAAGACCUGCCCUGCCGACCCUGCUUUCGGAGGCACGACGAGCUGCGACUUCACCAAGGGUGCAUGCAACAGCUUCUCCAUGGCCGAUGGCACCGACAUCAAGUACAACGGCCAGGGCGCCGUCUUCACCAUCACCAAGGAUGCCGACGCCCCCACCAUCCACACUGGCAAGUACAUCUUCUUCGGCGAGGUCGAAGUCAAGGUUCAGGCCGCCCCCGGCAGGGGCAUCGUCACCAGCGCUGUUCUCCAGUCCGAUGAUCUCGAUGAGAUCGAUUGGGAGUGGGUUGGCGGCGACAACACUCAGGUCCAGACCAACUACUUCAGCAAGGGAGACACCACCUCCUACGACCGUGGUGCCUUCCACGGCGUCGGCAACCCCACCGGCCAGGUUCACACUUACAGCGUCAAGUGGACGUCUCAGGGUGUUUGGUGGUCCAUCGACGGCCAGCAGGUCCGUGAGUUGACGGCCGCCAACGCCAAGGGUGGUGCCGCUUCUCUCCCCCAGACGCCCAUGCAGAUCAAGCUCGGAACCUGGGUCGCCGGCCGCAAGGGUGCUCCGGACGGCACCGUCCAGUGGGCUGGCGGUCUGGCCGACUACUCCAAGGCUCCCUUCAACGCCUACUACCAGAGCGUCAAGAUCGUCGACUACGCCGGCAAGGACUCCCCCGCCAACGGCGGCGUCAAGGAGUACGUGUACAACGACAACACUGGCAACUGGAAGAGCAUCAAGGUUGUCGGUGGCAGCGGCAACGACGACACCACCACCACCACGAGCGCUGCCAGCAGCACCGCCAAGCCCACCAAGACGACUUCCAAGACCACCGAGGCCUCGUCGACUGAGACUGAGACCGCGUCCAGCGCCGCCAGCAAGACCACCAGCGCCGAGUCCAAGACGACCCUGACCACGGCCGUCUCCUCGACCUCCAAGACCGGGUCAGGCUCCGGCAACGCCACCGCCACCGUCUCGACUCCCGCCGGCGGCUCCUCCAACACGGCGCCCGCCGCCACCGGCUCCGCCACGCCCUCGUCGGUCCCCAAGUCGGGCGCUGAGCGCGGCGUCGCCGCCAUCGGCAGCGUGAUGCUCGCCGGCGCCGGUGUCCUGGUCGCCCAGCUCCUGCUGUAAGGUAGUCCGUUUUGCGACGCGCGAGCGCGGAGCUGCGGCGGCCUUGCCCCUCGAGUCUUCUCUUCUGGAUGUACCUUUUUUUUUUCUAGCAUGGUCACGAACGCGAAGCAUGUAGUAUGAGAAAGGGGGGAAGCCUACGCGAACGCUACUACUAUACUGCACGCCAGCGGAGCAGGGGCCAUCCUAUAAUAUUAUAACACCUUACGAGUCGAUUCCUAUUGCUCUAUGCAGAGAACAUACCCCGCCCGCCGCCCGGACGGAGAGACAUGCACAGUGGCACCGAGGACGGCUCUAAACACACAAACGACAACCACCACCCGGUCGGUCGGACACGCGCGGCCGGUUCUCUCCACCGAUCCGUUCUUGUCCGCCGCGGUGGGGGGUUUGGUUGCUUUUCUAAUACGAUGGAUGACGGCAGGUAUGGCGGGCACGCCGAAAUGAGGUGUUGCGGUGGAUUUUUCUCGUCUUUUUUUGCUGCUGUUUGCUGCGCGUUUAUGCCCCGGACAUCUUGCGAGGGGAUCGGAUACCUGAGUUGCGGGUCGUGUGUGUCGAUGCAUUUUCACGGGCAUUAGAUUACCCCCAGAGUUUAGACAUGAACAACUUACCUACCUACGCAAAAGAGGAUAUAUUUGCC